UAUGAACGCGAGGAGAGUGCGCGCAUGCGCUCUUCAUAAUUUGGCGGGAAUUUAAUAUUUUAAUAAAUUUAUUUUUUUAAUAAUGUAUAUUGUGAUACAGUGAGUUAUAGUGAUAACUAAAUGUCAAAAACACAAUACAUCGUUAGAAUUGUGUGCAUGACAUUGUUCUACUACGUUUUGUUAUGCGUUUUUAAACAGUUAAAAAAAUUGAUUGAGUGAAUCAUACGAUUUAAGUUUUUGUUGGAUUGUCAAGGCAAUUGGUACAUCACAAUGUCUGACGACGGGAACUUUACAGAUGACGUCACCUUGAGCCAGGGACCGAGCGAACUAUCCAAAUUCUCUCCAGGACUACUAACGUUUGCAGCCGUGGUUACAGGCAUCAUUAUGUUAGUAGGACUAUUUGGAAACCUACUCACAGUCGUAGCACUUCUCAAAUGUCCCAAAGUGCGAAAUGUGGCCGCAGCCUUUAUUAUAAGUUUAUGCAUAGCGGAUUUCUUGUUCUGCGCCAUUGUGCUGCCGUUCGCCAUAUCAGGAUUUUGGACCAGGACGUGGUCUCAUGGGGGUGCUUUGUGUAAGCUAGUACCGUUUUUACGGUACGGUAAUGUAGGCGUUUCAUUGUUGAGCAUCGCCUUAAUUACAUUGAAUAGGUACAUAAUGAUAGCGCAUCACAGUUGGUACGGACGUGUGUACAGAAAGCACAAUAUAGCUCUAAUGAUUGUGUUUUCGUGGAUGUUCUCAUAUGGAAUGCAGAUACCAACGCUAGUUGAAGUAUGGGGUAAAUUCGACUACGAUCCAGAAUUGGGCACGUGUUCAAUAGUUCCUGAUGAAUUUGGUCAUUCUGCCAAAACAGCGCUAUUCGUGAUUGCCUUCAUCGUGCCAGCUCUGCUAAUCUUUAUAUGCUACGCCAGGAUCUUUUGGGUUGUACACAGAUCAGAACAAAGAAUGCGAGAGCACCAACGAUCACAACACAACAAUCCAAGAACACUAAACAACAGUACAGCUGACAAACGGUCUACUAUCAAAGAUAAUAGGGAGACGAAAGCGCGACGCAAUGAGUGGAGAAUCACAAAGAUGGUGCUCGCCAUUUUCCUUUCAUUCCUGGUUUGCUAUCUGCCGAUCACUAUUGCGAAAGUCGCUGAUAAUCACGUGCAUUAUCCAGUGUUCCAUGUGACCGGGUACCUGCUGUUAUACGCGAGCGCAUGCGUAAACCCAAUAAUCUACGUAAUAAUGAACGCGCAGUACCGCGCUGCGUACGCAGCGGCCCUGUGCUGCCCCCUGGCGCGGCUGUCAGGCCUCACGAGCGGUGCGUAUCCAUCCUCACCGAUCGCAUGCCAACAAGCAGUCAGGAAGUCCGAGCGUACGUCGGCAUUCGCCUCGUAUAUCAAACCGUGAAGAGAAAUGGAACGACCGUCAAGGCUACAGCUACAGCAACACACGAACGGCGCUCAGCCAAGUGUCACUGGGGGAGUCGAGAGCCGACCCUCGGGCUUCUCAGCUCCCUGCAGGCAAUGGCGGAAGGUAGACUCAAACCUCCGCUCCGAGGAACCCUCGCCAACCGGUUAUCGGCUCGCUCAAGAAGGUUUCAAGACAGGUUCUCUUCAAAGCAUCAGGGAAGAGAGAAGUGGACCACCAAAAGUUACCAGAUUCCAUAUUGUUAGUUACGGGCAUAAAAAUGACAAACAAACUAAUGUUUAGCUUCUGUCGUUCGCUUAUAAGACGUACCAAAGACAAUAAAGACUAUACCAAAUAUUUUAUGUUAAGACUUAUUAAAACGUAUAACACUGUUUAUUGUAAUAAAGGUGCUGUUUUAUUUAAUCUUAUUACACUUAAGAAAAACAAUCAAAAUAAUAAAGUCCGUCCUAAAAGCGAGCGACAGUAAGCUCAUAAUAAUAUGUAAAUAAAUACAGGUGCCUUUUAAAUUAAGACAUUAAUAUUUAUUAUGGUUGUAAGUAAAUGUUCGCGUCUUCCACAAAUGUUUUUUUCUGACAAUAAUUUUGAUAAAGGUUGUAUUUAGUCAGUGUUAAAACUUGAAUACAUACGUAAACAUUCCAUGUUAGUUAAGUGUUUGUAUGCAGUGAAGUGCGUGUCAUGUGUUCACUGUUACAAAAAAAAAUAUCGAUUAUUUAAAUAUUCAAUCAGAAAGUGAUGUAAAAAGUCAGGAACAUUAAUCGUUUUACGUCUUUUUGAAAUAAAUGCAAAAGUAAGUUAAUGUUUUUCUGAAAAUUACUUGUACACCAAUGUUAAUUUUAUUAUCGCAUUAUUAUAUUUAAUAAGGCAGACAGAAAGAAUAUGGAAAACACAAUAUAGAUAGGUAGGUAUUUAAUAAUAUUUGAAUAAUUCCCGCCAAAAGCAGAGAUAUUAUUCGGUCACUGUUGUUGUCACUCUUUGCCUGAAAUACCUACGUAACCCUACUGCCUAUUUACGUUAUAGGAAAUAAUCAAACUCUACUUAGCUCAAGCGAAUAUUAUCAGAAUCAGCGUAGACAUGUCGGAAAACUGGGUACGCUCCUAAUUUAUUGAUACAAACAUGUAUAGCAUAAUGCCAACAAUUGAAUGCAAAAUCAUGCAAGUAGCAAAUAAUUAUAAAAAAAAAUGCACGCUAUUUGUUAUAUUUUGGGAUCUCUUACGGUCCAAAAUAAUAUUUAGAAGAAAUCGGAUCCAGAGACAGUUGUCUGCCAGUUCUGCGCUGAUCUGUUCCUUUACUACACCGAAACAUUCCACCGUAGGUAUUUUUAAUCAAUUUCUAAACAAUUUGGCCAAAGAUAAUUUUAGUUUUACUUUCUCGUAUUUCAAAUAUUUAUAUAAGCAGUAUUUUAAUAUUUUUAAAAGUGGAUCAAUGGAAUUGAUGUCAAUUGUAUCAACAUGCCAUAAUAAUUUUAAGCUUAAUAAAUUUAAGCCAUAAUAAAUUGUAAUAAAUUAUUUGUAAAUAAUA
This is a messenger RNA of Manduca sexta (tobacco hornworm), 2931 nucleotides long. Its product is annotated as G-protein coupled receptor moody. Gene Ontology annotation, molecular function: G protein-coupled receptor activity. The record is from RefSeq and is a predicted model, not a curated record. Gene Ontology annotation, biological process: G protein-coupled receptor signaling pathway. Gene Ontology annotation, cellular component: membrane. Bases 271 to 1392 code for a protein of 373 amino acids. Lineage: Eukaryota; Metazoa; Arthropoda; Insecta; Lepidoptera; Sphingidae. The transcript has 9 exons.